Molecule: messenger RNA, 4348 nt
Organism: Anneissia japonica
Lineage: Eukaryota; Metazoa; Echinodermata; Crinoidea; Comatulida; Comatulidae
Product: neuroligin-4, Y-linked-like
Exons: 2
Coding region: 184-2331 (715 amino acids)
Source: RefSeq, a predicted model, not a curated record
CACUCUCUAACAACAGAUUUGUGCCUUUUUCCGAAACCAGUGAAGCUGAUAUAAGCCUGUAACAGGUACAGAAUGAGCUGUUAGUUUGUUAUUUAAGCACAACCGCGCCCUGAGUGAGUACAAACGUGCUCUAAGAUUGCCUGUGUCUUUAAAAACCCGAAGACGGUCUGUUUACAAGACAAAAUGGUGUCAUCUGUAUUCUUCAUAAGUUUUCUAAUAACGUCGUGUGUUUUAGGAGCACCAGAAGUGUCGAAACCCGGGUUAGGUACUAUUACUGGAUCGACUGUAAGUUACAACAUUGGGAAUAAUCGGUCAGAGGAGGUGGAUGUUUUUAAGGGAGUGCCGUAUGCUAUGCAACUGACCAAAGAUCAGCGUUUUCAAUAUGCCCAACCGAAACCUGCAGUCUCUGACGCCGACCCCGUUUUUAACGCAUUAGAUUUUGGAUUCUCUUGUCCUCAAAUAUGUUCACCAAUAAAGGAACCAGCCGAGGAAUUAUACUAUGGUAUGAAUUUCGGAAUUUAUAAGAUCGAUGAAGACUGUUUAACACUUAAUGUCUAUAGGCCUAAUAACAGAUCUGGUAUUAGUCUACCGGUAUUGGUUUGGAUUCAUGGUGGUGCUUUUCUCUCGGGUGCUGGGUCAGAUUACGAUGGGGGUACGCUUGCUGCUUACGCUGAUGUUGUUGUAGUUACAAUUAAUUAUCGUCUUGGGGCAUUUGGAUUUCUAACCACUGAAAAUAGCACCGCACAAAUAAACGUAGGGCUAGAUGACCAACUCCUUGCAUUGAAAUGGGUUCAUGAAAAUAUAGACGCCUUUGGAGGAGACCAGAGCCAGAUUACAUUGGCUGGAGCAGGCGCGGGGGCCGAAAGUGUCACCUAUCAUAUGCUUCAAGAGGAAAAUAAAGAAUAUUUUCAACGAGUUAUCGCAUUGAGUGGUGUAAUUUCUGAAGACAAAAUUGUGAAAAAUCCUGUGGAAGUGGCAAAUGUAUUUACAUCAGCAGUUUGUGAGUCCGAAGAUAGCACUGUAGAAUGUCUGAAAGAUUUGGAAAUUCAGGAAAUAUUAGAAGGACCUGUCAUUGACGAAGGUAGUAUACUUUCAUAUUUUGGACCAACUGCAGAGAAAGAGAAAGAAUCAAUCGAUGAUCUGCUCAAAACAUCAAUGCAGGCUACGAAUUUCGACCUUAUGAUAGGUGUUACUGAUGCUGAUGCUUCAAUUUACAUUGACUUCUUAAAGGGAGAAAACAGUGAUGGAAUUUCAAGAAGUCUUUUUUCUGAGACUGUAGCCACGAUUUCUAAUUUUUACGACUGCUGCAUGGAACUGGUUUCAACCAUCAUCUCGAACAGUUACAACGAUUGGACGGACCCAGAUAGUGACGUUGCAAGGUUAGAUAAAUUGACGGAGCUUCUGACCGACUGGUUCUACAUCAAACCAGUGACAGAGUUGAACAGAGCAAGAGCUGCGUCUGGAUCUCGUCAGACAUACUAUAUGGUGUUCGAUCAUAAAACAGAAUCUUCAGAGGAGGAGUCUUCAGAAGACAUGGUGCCAUACAUUUUUGGGAACCCUUUUCAAUCAAAAACUAAGGACCUAUUCAGCGUUGAAGAGAGGAUACUGAGUCAUCAAAUGAUGGAAUUUGUGAAAAACUUUGUCUAUUUUGGAAACCCGAGUUAUGGAUCCAGAGUCCAAUGGGACCCUUACACGUCAGACGAGAAAUAUCUAUACAUUUCCAUUGAGAAUAAUAUCACAACUAAGGAAAGAUACGAAGCAGAUAGAAUGGCUAUCUGGUUAGACACAAUUCCUCAGCUCAUCGAAAACCUGAAGAUGACCGUCAAAGGAGCCCAAGAAGUCGAUGUUCUAGGGUCCACGUUAAGUAUUGAAGAAGCUGAGGAUGUGAUCAACGGCCUCGUGUAUGCAUUAAUUGCUCUUCUUGCCAUCGGGGUUCUUGCAGCCACUGUCCUCCUUGCUCAACGAAAUAAGCCUCCUGUUGUUUACGACAUGGAAAAUAAAGAUCAGAGAAGCGAAAUUCCUAGCCCUCCGAUUUACACCCCACCAUCAACACUCCAAAAACCCAAACCCGAACUGAUGGCACCUCCUGAGGAAACAAAUUCUAGUUAUAACAACCACACUUACGCUUACGACGAAAAUGAGCACGUCUACGACAACCAACCAGCGAUUGCCGAGUUGCACACGGAACCAAUGGAAGCGCAAGAACCACAGCGCCCUGUGUCGUUCUCAACAUUUUCUGGCACGGAUUCUGGUGUGAACGAGGACGAACAAGAAAGACCAGACAGUGCGCUGGCCGCGCUCGAUAAUUUGGCUUAUGAAGAUUCACCAUAAAUUACAGAACCUGUAAGGCGAGACUUUUUGUACCUUUUUAGCAAACACUCCGACCGCCAAUAAUUAAUGAUUUCAAAUAGAAAUAAAAUUUUUAUUCUUGGCCAGUUAGGGUACCUUUCGUCACGAAAAUGGAAAUUUCAGAAAAAAAAAAUGUUUUAAAGUUAUAUUAAAUAUAAUUUAAAAGCCUCCGCUCCCCUGAUCUCUAAAAAUAUAUUUCCCCAAACCAUAUAUUUAUAGCAUUUAUCAAUUUUAUUAUUACACUGUUUGUUAUACAUUUAUCAAUAAAAUUGUAUUAGGCCUAUUAUUAAUUUAUCCUCCGCCUACAAUUGCAAUGCACUUCAUUUGAUAAUCACCUCCAAUCAAAGGUAUGAUCAAAUAACAGGCACAAUACAAACAAUGAAAAUGAAAAUACAGAAAGAGAAAACCAAUGUAAAAAGUUUACAAGAAAACCCCGAGUUACAGGCGAUGGACAAAACCAAAUAAUCCGAUCCCCGUCUUCAGGCCGAAUCCUUAAGGGCAGUACGCCGUUCAGAUGCAGAUGUAACAAAUUCAAUAACAGGUUUGAUGACAUCAUAGCAAUUUUUCUACCGUUGACAUAUGUUUGAAGUUUUCAUAAUAUUCAAGUCCGUUGAAAAGCUUGUUAUUAACAUUAUGUGAAAUGGGGCAGCAGAUUAUAAAAUGGAAUUCAUCUUCAACUUCACAAAGGGUGCAAAGUCUGUUUUCAGCUUCGGUUUCAGGGAUAGUGAAUCUUCCCCUCUCAAUUUAAAGGGUGUGUGCACGUGAGCGUAACUCGCAGUUUACUGAAAAAUUUCCUGUUGGCAAUCAUCAUUUUGCUAAGAAAACAAAAUUUUCCUUUUCCCGCCCUUCCCUGACAAAAUAAGUUUGCUAAACAAGGUAUUAAAAAGAAGUCUCGUCUAUAAUGAACAGUGACAGGUUAGUAUCAUUGUAAAGGUGUCUGAUGUUUUGUACAAUGGAAGUACGUAUCAACAAUCUUUGAACAUCAACGCAUCGACUAGCAUUUCUUUUCGUUGGAUAUGUAUAGGCUACUUUUGAUGAAUGUUUUUCUGUCAUUUAUGUUAUUUAGAGCGACUCCAACCGACAUUAUUUAUUAUCGUUAUUCACAUGGAUGUCAGUCUGUACCGCAAAUUAUUUAGCCCAUGUUUUGUCUUAGAAUGAUACGGAAGUAUAAAUAACAUAUAGGUCUCUAUAUAUCGAUUUUUUCGCCAUUGUUCCUAGGUAUAGCCUGGUUACCAUAGACGAGCAAAACAUUCUAUCAAAAUACAGGCCUAUUCCAGAAAGGUGUACAGUAUAUCUCAGCUAGCAUACCCAUACGGUAUGGUCUUGACCUUCAAUUACAGAUACAGUACAUAAAUUCACUAUUAUAAAUUUAUUUACCAUCAAGUACAAAUUGUAUAAUAUUAAACUUCUAUAAUUUUUAAUUAUUUCUUAUAAUUCUAUUCUGUCAUUAUUGUAUAAAUAUGGUAAAAAAAUUUUUUUUUUAAUUUACUGAUUUUUGUUUGUCUUAUACAAACAAAAUAAUUUGUUUGUGUUCUUGUAAUUCCUAAAACUGAAAUAUGCAAUUCAAAAACACUAAUGUAACCUUAGUGUGGGGACAGUAAUGUAUGUACUACUAAUAGACAGAUAAUGUGCAUAUUAAUAGCCUAUUUAUAGAUUAACAUAAGACAGAUAAAAUUUUUUGUGAUGGAAAAAAUAUUUAUACAAUAAUUUAAUUAUUAUAUAUCCGCAUUAAUCAGUCUUGUUUAACUACUUUCUAAAUUAUGUUUUUUUAAUUGUCUGGUAGUACUGUAGUAGAAUUAUUUUACAAGAUAUUAAAAUUCAAGUUGAAUUUGUUAAAAUGUUGCUUUCAUAAUAGUAUUGAAUAUAGUUUUGGAAUUAUCUAAUGACAUCUGCAGCAUCAUGAAAAUGAAUAGUUUGGUGACUGUGAUGUUAUAACAAUAACGAUUAUGCCUUGCAUGUGCGUAAUUCAAGUCCAAUAAAGUUUUGUCUGCGAACGCCA